Messenger RNA from Labeo rohita (rohu), 1356 nucleotides. It is a transcript of the gene rtn4ip1, whose product is annotated as reticulon 4 interacting protein 1. Gene Ontology annotation, molecular function: oxidoreductase activity. Gene Ontology annotation, cellular component: mitochondrion. The record is from RefSeq and is a predicted model, not a curated record. Lineage: Eukaryota; Metazoa; Chordata; Actinopteri; Cypriniformes; Cyprinidae. The coding region runs from base 134 to 1297 and encodes 387 amino acids. The transcript has 9 exons.
GUUUGUUUUGACUUUGCAGGACAUGAGAUGCAUUUUCUCUGAACUUGAGAGAGUGUCAUAAAGCAGUUAUACGUUUUAUUUAUAAUCAAUGACAGGUUUGUGACACCGUAAGAGAGAUUCUCAGUUGUCAAUCAUGCUUAUGUGUAGACGGUGGUUGUUGUGCUCGCUGAGGGGUCAAAAUAGGAACUUUAGUUUCUCAGCCUCCCGUAGGAAUGUUAUGCCCGCGUGGGUCAUCGACAAAUACGGGAAGAACGAGGUUUUGAGGUUCACCAAGAACGCGGCGCUUCCGAUCAUCCACUAUCCCAAUGAGGUGAUCGUUAAAGUGCACGCUGCGGGUUUAAACCCCAUCGACAUCAGUAUGAGGGGUGGUUAUGGAGCAGCUACUAUGGCCAUGAAACGUGACCCGCUGAACAUGAACCAGUCAGGCAGUGAGUUUCCUCUAAUCUUGGGUCGUGACGUAUCUGGAGAGAUCAUGGAAUGUGGGCUGGAUGUGAACUACUUUAAACCAGGAGAUCAGGUGUGGGCCGCUAUCCCUCCAUGGAAGCAGGGCAGCCUGGCAGAGUUUGUAGUUCUCAGUGCCAAUGAGGUAUCACAUAAGCCCAAAUCACUGAGGCACAUUGAAGCGGCAUCCAUUCCGUAUGUGGCUGCGACAGCCUGGUCAGUCAUCGUCAAUACUGGUGGACUGAAUAAAGACAACUCUUCUAAGAAACGUGUUCUUAUCCUGGGAGGAUCAGGAGGAGUGGGAACCUUAGCUAUACAGAUGGUAAAGGCCUGGGGCGCCCAUGUGACUGUAACAUGUUCCCAGAAUGCUGAGCGGCUGGUGAGAGAUCUGGGUGCUGAUGAUGUCGUGGACUACACUGCUGGACCGGUUGAAAAACAACUACAGACAUUACAAAAGUUUGAUUUGAUUUUAGACAAUAUUGGUGGGGAAACUGAGAAAUGGGCACUGGAUCUUCUGAAACCCUGGAACGGUGCUAAAUAUGUUACUCUAGUAACACCGUUCCUGCAUAACACAGACCGUCUGGGCCUUGCAGACGGAAUGAUGCAGUCCGGAGUCACCAUAGGAUGCAAAGUCCUAAAGCACCUCAGGAAAGGAGUGCACUAUCGCUGGGGUUUCUUUGCUCCAAGUGGCCCUACGCUGGAUGAGAUUACUGAAAUGGUUGAUGCUGGAAAGGUCCGUCCUGUGUUGGAGGAAGUGUUCUCAUUUGCUCAAGUCCCUCAAGCCUUUGAGAAAGUAGAGCAGGGUCAUGCUCGUGGCAAAACUGUGGUCUCCAUCAUUGAGGAGCAAAAAGAGUAGCUACAUCAGCCAAAAAACACUUUUUUGCAAUACCUGAAGAAUUAAAAACAUUUAUCUAA